Molecule: messenger RNA, 4291 nt
Organism: Diceros bicornis minor
Lineage: Eukaryota; Metazoa; Chordata; Mammalia; Perissodactyla; Rhinocerotidae
Gene: TONSL
Product: tonsoku like, DNA repair protein
Exons: 26
Coding region: 83-4192 (1369 amino acids)
Molecular function (GO): protein binding
Source: RefSeq, a predicted model, not a curated record
CUGGGGGCGGGGCCUGGAGCGGAGCCGCAGUGGUGGCGCGGGAGCGCGGGAAGUCUGGAUCCCCGUGUGCGGCGGAUGGAGUAUGAGCCUGGACCGCGAGCUUCGCCAGCUGAGCAAGGCCAAGGCCAAGGCCCAGAGGAGCGGGCAGCUACGGGAGGAGGCCGCCCUCUGCCACCAGCUGGGGGAGCUCCUGGCCAGCCAUGGCCGCUACGCGGAGGCCCUGCGGGAACAUCAGCAGGAGUUGCAGCUCCUGGAGAGCGCCGACGACCCCCUGGGCUGCGCCGUGGCGCACCGCAAGAUCGGAGAGCGGCUGGCGGAGAUGGAGGACUACUCUGCUGCCCUGCAGCACCAGCACCGCUACCUGGAGCUAGCCCAUUCCCUGUCCAACCAUAUUGAGCUGCAGAGGGCCUGGGCUACCAUUGGCCGCACCCACCUGGACAUCUAUGACCACCACCAGACACAGGAUGCCUUGCUGCAGGCACAGACUGCCUUUGAGAAAAGCUUGGCUAUCGUGGACGACAAACUGCAGGGGACAUUGGCCAAGCGAGAACUGAGCGAGAUGAGGACCCGACUCUACCUCAACCUGGGCCUCACCUUCGAGAGCCUGCAGCAGAUGACCCUGUGCAAUGACUACUUCAAGAAGAGCAUCUUUCUCGCUGAGCAGAACCACCUCUAUGAGGACCUGUUCCGCGCCCGCUACAACCUGGGCGCCAUCCACUGGCGCAGAGGGCAGCACUCCCAGGCCAUGCGCUGCCUGGAGGGGGCCCGGGAGUGCGCACACAUCAUGAAGAAGGGGUUCAUGGAGAGCGAGUGCUGCCUGCUCAUCUCACAGGUCCUCCAAGACCUGGGGGAUUUUUUGGCUGCUAAAAGAACCCUGAAAAAGGCCUACAGGCUGGGCUCCCAGAAGCCUUUGCAGAAGGCGAUGAUCUGCAGGACCCUCAAGUAUGCAGUGCUGGCGGUUGUCCAGCUGCAGCAGCAGCUGGAGGAGUCCGAGGGCAGUGAUCCUCAGGGUGCCAUGGGCAUCUGUGAGCAGCUGGGGGACCUGUUCUCCAAGGCAGGCGACUUCCCCAAGGCGGCUGAGGCCUACCAGAAGCAGCUGCAUUUCGCGGAGCUGCUAAGCAGGCCGGGGCCCGAGUUGGCCGUCAUCCACGUGUCCUUGGCUGCCACCUUGGGAGACAUGAAGGACCACCGCCAGGCCGUGCACCACUAUGAGGAGGAGCUGAGGCUACAGGAUGGCAAUGCCCUAGAGGAGGCCAAGACCUGGUUGAACAUUGCGCUGUCCCGAGAAGAGGCUGGCGAUGCCUAUGAGCUGCUGGCGCCAUGCUUUCAGAAGGCUCUCAGCUGUGCCCAACAGGCUCAGCAGCCCCAGCUGCAGAGGCAGGUCUUGCAGCACCUCCACACCGUGCAGCUGAGGCUGCAGCCCCAGGAGGCCACUAGCACUGAAGCCAGAUUGCAGGAGCUGAGUGUGGCCAAAGAUGAGGACAAGGACGAGGAGGAGGAGGAGGAGGAAGAGGGGGAUGACAAUGCCUUGGAGACCAGUGAGGUGGAGCUCUCAGAGAGCGAGGAUGAGGUGGAUGAGGAGCUGCAGGGCUGCCUGGGUCGGCGAAGAAUGACCGAGUGGAGUCGACGCAAUGACGUCGGGGAGACCAUGCUGCACCGAGCCUGCAUUGAGGGCCAGCUGGGCCGCGUCCAGGACCUCGUGAGGCAGGGCCACCCCCUGAACCCUCGGGACUACUGUGGCUGGACACCCCUGCACGAGGCCUGCAACUACGGGCACUUGGACAUCGUCCGCUUCCUGCUGGACCAUGGGGCUGCAGUAGAUGACCCUGGUGGCCAGGGCUGUGAGGGCAUCACUCCCCUGCACGAUGCCCUCAACUGCGGCCACUUCGAGGUGGCUGAACUGCUCAUCGAGCGAGGGGCAUCAGUCACCCUCCGAACCAGGAAGGGCCACAGCCCACUGGAGACGCUGCAGCAGUGGGUGAAGCUGUAUUUCAAGGAUCUGGACAGCGAGACACGAGAGAAGGCUGGCGCCAUGGAGAGGCUGCUCCGAGCGGCCUCCUUGCGCCAAGCUCCUGACAGCUCCCCAGCUCCCCAGACCCUCCUAAGUAACCAUCUGUUUGACCCUGAGACCUCUCCUCCCUCGAGCCCCUGCUCAGGACCCCCAGAGGCCUCUCAGGCCAGUGUCAGGGUCUCCCAGGGGCAGGCAGUGCCAGCUUUGGCCAGGCCUCGGAGGAGCAGGCACAAGCUGGCCAGCAGUAGCAGCUCAGAGGGCGAGGACAGUACAGGCCCCCCCAGGCCGACCCAGAAGAGGCCCCGGCACUCUACCCCAGCACAACAGGCCAAGGCCCGGAUGCCUGGCCCCACCAGUGACAGGGAGGCAGCUGCAGCGAGUUCUGGCCAGGCAGCCUAUGUGGCAGCCAUCCGAGGCGUGGGCAGUGCCCAGAGCUGCCGCCAGGGCCCUGGUCCACCUCGGGGCCCAGGCGAAGCUCCCAUCCCCUGGGCAGCGCUCAUCCCCGAGGAGGAGUGCUUGGCUGGGGACUGGCUGGAAGAUGACUCCCUGCUGACCCACGGCCACUGGGGCAGCCGCCCUCCCCGCCCCCAGGGCAGAGGGGACGGUACCAGGCACAGUGUCUUGAGAUCAGGCAGAGACGAGAGCCCUGUCAGGCUGCGGGCCCAGGCCAGGCAGAGCCAGCUGCCCCAUCUCAAGAGUUGGAGUGCACUGGCUGGGGCAGGUGGAGACCACAGCUCUGCUGCAGAGCCCCCACGGAGCCCGGAUGUCCCCAGGGCCUUGGGGCCCAGCGGAGAGAACCCUGCAGCAGGCCAGCCCUCGGGUCCAGUCCUGCCCGCUCCCAUCCGGGUUCGAGUUCGAGUUCAGGAUAAUCUUUUUCUCAUCCCCGUCCCACACAGCAGGGAGGCUUACUCUGUGGCCUGGCUGGCCGAACAGGCCGCCCAGCGCUACUACCAGGCCUGUGGGCUGCUACCGCGGCUUACUCUACAAAAGGAGGGGGCCCUCCUGGCCCCGCAGGACCCCAUCCCCGACGUGCUGCAGAGCAAUGAGGAGGUGUUGGCUGAAGUGACUUCUUGGGACCUCCCCCCACUGACCGACCGCUACCGCAGGGCCUGCCAGAGCCUGGAGCAAGGGGAGCACCAGCAGGUGUUGCAGGCCAUGGAGCGCCACGGCUCAGGCCCCUCGUUCAGCGCCUGCUCCCUGGCCCUGGGCCAGGCCCAGCUCACACCCCUGCUGCGGGCGCUCAAGCUGCACGCGGCACUCCGGGAGCUGCGCCUGGCAGGGAACCGGCUGGGGGACGGAUGUGCCGCUGAGCUGCUGGCUGCCCUGGGCACUGUGCCCAGCCUGACCCUCCUCGACCUGUCCUCUAAUCACCUGGGCCCUGAAGGCCUGCGCCAGCUUGCCACGGGCCUCCUGGGGCACACCACCUUGCAGAACUUGGAGGAGCUGGAUUUAAGCAUGAAUCCCCUUGGCAAUGGCUGUGGCCAGGCCCUGGCCUCUGUCCUGCGGUCCUGCCCCUCACUCAUCACCCUGCACCUCCAGGCCUGUGGUUUUGGCCCCAGCUUCUUCCUGAGCCACCAGAUGGCCCUGGGCAGUGCCUUCCAAGAUGCCAAGCGCCUGAAGACGCUGUCCCUGUCCUACAACAUGCUGGGCACCUCCGCCCUUGCUCAGGCCCUGCAGAGCCUGCCCACCCACACCCUCCUGCGCCUGGAGCUCAACUCCGUGGCAGCCAGCAAGAGUGACACAGGCCUCAUGGAGCCCGUGGUCAGAUACCUAACUAAGGAAGGCUGUGCUCUGGCGCACCUGAGUCUGUCUGCAAACCACCUGGGUGACAAGGCAGUGAGAGACCUGAGCAGAUGUCUCCCUCUGUGCCCCUCGCUCAUCUCACUGGACCUAUCUGCCAACCCCGAGAUCGGCUGUGCUGGCCUGGAGGAGCUCCUGUCUGUCCUCCAGGAGCGGCCCCGAGGCCUCAGCUUCCUCAGCCUGUCAGGCUGUGCCGUCCAGGGCCCCCUGGGCCUGCGCCUCUGGGACAAGAUCACUGCGCAGCUACAGGAGCUGCAGCUGUGCAGCAGACGCCUCUCCGCCGAGGACCGGGACGCCCUGCGCCAGCUGCUGCCCAGCCAGCAGGGCCCCGGCGCCUGCACCGUGGACCGCGGCCCCAAGCUCUUCUUCAGGCGCCUCUGACGGUGCCGCCCCGCCCCCCUCCUCCACGAAGCCCUAAUAAACCAGCGCGGCUGCUGCUGCAAGGCCGAAAGCGGAUGUCCGCUUUGCCAUAGGGAAGCU